GCAGCUCUACUCAGUACAGCAGAGUCUUUGCACAUUAAUGGCGUGAAAUGUGGAAGAUACGGCAGGUACAUGAGGUUGGCUUCAUUCACUCAUCGGUGAAGUGGUGGUCGCGUCGGUCGCGUUGGUCGCGCGUCCGCUAGCAUCGCGUUUCUGCUCACCUCCAUCCUCACAGCCACCCUCCCACACAGCACACCUCCUCUUCUUAGUUGCGCAACCGCGCUGUACAUCUCUCCCCUGUAUCCCAACUAUUAUCGCUUUCGUUCCAUGUAUUAAGGUAUCACCAUGUUCUACAGUCACGAAGUCCUCACGUCGCGCAAGUACGGCGUGGCCACCGUAUGGCUCGUUGCGACGCUCGGCACCAAAUCGAGCUCGAAGAAGAUCAACCGGAAGGCAAUCCAAGAAGUCGAUGUACCAAAAGCAUGCCGCACCAUCGUCGACCCGGCCGCGCCCAUGGCCUUGCGUCUGCAGGGCAAUUUGUUGUAUGGUGUGUCGCGAGUGUACUUGCAGCAGUGUGGAUAUGUCCUAUCAGACGUGCAGAAUGCGCACAAUGCCAUGCAUUUGAUGUUGCGGUCGGUGAAGGAUGCGGCACUUGAUCCGGAGGCCGGCAAAGCUAGACGGGAACAGCUCGUCCUUCAAGAUGAUCCCUCAUUCUUGCCCGAAUUCGCCCUCCCGCCCCUGGAACUGCUCGCGGAGCUUGACCUUGGUCCGGCUCUGGACACUCUCCGGAAUGGCGACUCGCAAUCCUUGACUCCAUUCGGCUUUCAACCGGCUCCUACUACUCCAGAAGGCCUUGUUGGGGGCCUCAUUCUUCCAUCUUCAACACCAGGCGGCGUAGGCGAAUUCAGAAUCGAAGGAGACAUUGGUCCUGGCAGCGUGGGCGGUCCGAGCGGCAUGCUAGGGGAAGAGGGCGUGGAUGAACCGCUUGCUGGGCCAGACUUCACUUUCGACGAAGACGGGAACUUCGUUGAUCUCACCGCGGCGAAUGUGAUCCCACGGACUCCCGCGUUUCCUGGAGGCCCAACAAUGCCUAGCGAUGCUGGGGCUAGUGCUCGAGUGAGACAAGAGCACGAGGAAGGACAACGUGCUGCUGGUGAGCAAUUGGGUGACCAAAUGGAUCUCGAUCUACCUAUCUUUGGCGACGACCUGCCAGAGGGCGAGGCAUUCCCUACCGCACCUGAGCAGCAAUCUGGAGAACAUUUAGAGGUUGUGGAAUCCGAAUCCACAGUCGUAGCACCUGCUCGUCGCAAGAAACGAGCCGCCCGUGUCCUGCCUUUGGAUCUAACCAUGGAGCUCCGCAACAAGGAUCUCGCAGAUUGGAAUACGAACUACCUGCAGAACAUGAAAGAGGCGGCAAGGCUCAAGAACCAAAAUCGAGCUGCCCAACAAGCCAAGAAGAAUGCUGAAUACUGGGUCUGGGGUGCAGGCAUUGGGGGCAUCGCAACUCUACUACAGGGCGCCACAGGUCCAACACCGUUCGACCAGUUCAUCGGUGACAACCUUUUCGAGCUCUUUACGGGAGUUAGUCGAAAGGGCGCUGCAGGUGUGAAGCGCGAUCGCGAUAGCGGCAUUGAUGAAGCUACCCAAGAGGAAUCCCGCCGCGUGCGCCAGCGGACCGAUGAGCCAGAAGACCAUAUUGGGCGAGGACAAGAAGAUGAAGCCAUGUUCAUGCCUGGCGGCGAUGAAGUCGAGCUGCCACGCGAGGCACCCUUAGCUCUCGAUGACCAGCAGGUGUUCUCGGCCAUGCCUUGGAACAUCACGGCCUCCAUUCGUGGGUCCUCCGCUGUUCCUCGGAGCGCGCCCGUGGGCAUGAUGGGCUCGGUUAGUGCGCCAAACACGCUCACCGGAAGGCGUGGCAGUCGCAUGAUCUCGGCAUCGCCGCUCCAUGGCCGUGGUCAGCCAGGUGGACUGGAAGCCCUGAGGAGCCUCGAGGGCGAAGAUGAGUUCGGAAACAUUGGUGCAGAGGACUUCGGCUUCCCCAACCCUGACCUCAGCUCGGAUAUGCCAGCAGCUGCUUUCGCACAACCCUCCACUCGUGUCCGCGAAGCACUGUCGGCAGAAGGAGGAAACUUCCUAGCGUUCGUUUCCGAUGCCAUUGACGAGAAGCGUACCCGUGUCCGGGAGACAUUAGAGCCCAUGUCCGAUGUCCUGCAAGCAGAAGCAGCUGCCAACAUCGAUGAAGUCUUGUUCGAGGAGCUCCUUCCGUCCACUGAGAACAACAAGAUGGUCGCCUCCCAGGGCUUGAUGAUGGUGCUUACGCUCGGCACCAAAGGCAUGCUCACAGUGCGGCAAGAUGAGGAUUUCGAGGAGAUUGGCUUGAGUCUUACGGAGAAGGGCCGCCUGGCGCAGGUUGAGGUCCCUGCUGAAGAGAGCUAUGAGCAGGGUGAUGAGGGAGGAGAGCAAGAGGGGGGAGGCCAAUUCGAGGAGCAGUUCGUCGUAGAGCAUGCUGAGGAAGGAGAGGGCGAUGACAACGAUUCUCUCUACGCUGACUGAUCGGCUGGCGCACCGGUGCGCAAGAGUGGUAAAUCGCUUCGACCUGUCGGCCCUGUUCUUAUUCCCUUCGGGUUGUUCGGAUUCUUAUCGGUAUG
Messenger RNA from Trematosphaeria pertusa, 2585 nucleotides. RefSeq lists its product as uncharacterized. Gene Ontology annotation, molecular function: chromatin binding; protein binding. The record is from RefSeq and is a predicted model, not a curated record. NCBI's taxonomy places the organism in Eukaryota, Fungi, Ascomycota, Dothideomycetes, Pleosporales, Trematosphaeriaceae. Bases 283 to 2490 code for a protein of 735 amino acids. The transcript has 6 exons. Gene Ontology annotation, biological process: replication-born double-strand break repair via sister chromatid exchange; synaptonemal complex assembly; mitotic sister chromatid cohesion. Gene Ontology annotation, cellular component: cohesin complex; synaptonemal complex.